AUUUAGAGUGUCCGCAGAGACACUCUUAUCGUGGAUGCGCCGGAAGCCCUAACCUACAACAACCCGCGGUUACAUCAUCCUGAACGAAGCAUACAAACUCAAUUCCUUGACAUCAAUCCAGAGUACCUCGGAUCCAGACUAUUUUUAUCUUCAUCCAAUCUGCUGGUAUUAACCUCCAUCAGCUUCCUGCAACUCAACUGCUUCUGAAUUGUCACGCCCACGACACCCAACUACCUACUAUCACAACCGCAACAAUGUCUACCUCCGGGACCGAUCAAGUUUCCCUUUCCUACGCAACCUGUUCCAUCGGCUCUCCGUCAUCUCCUCUCCCAGAGAAGCUCUCUGCUCUCAGCAGCGCAGGGUUCACCGCAGUCGAACUCGCCUUCCCUGACAUCCUCUCAUACGCCGCCAGCCUCAAUGGCCACGAUGUCGCCCCAGACAACUACCCCGAACUCGUCAAAGUCGCAAAGAACAUUCGACAACUCUGUGACAAGCACAACCUCAAAGUAAUGAUGCUGCAACCCUUCGCCAACUUCGAGGGCUGGCCCCGAGGAUCCAAGGAGCGCGAAGACGCUUUCAAGCGAGCCAACGGGUGGAGCGAAAUCAUGACCGCAGUAGGAACCGACCUCCUCCAAGUCGGCUCAACCGAUACCCCCAACGACAAACUCACCACCUCCCACGAAGACAUCGUAGCCGAUCUCCGCGAACUGGCCGACCUCCUCGGCACCCGCAACCAACGCAUUGCCUACGAAAAUUGGUGCUGGUCCUCGCACGCCCCCACCUGGAAACAAGUCUGGGAGAUCGUCCACGCCGUCGACCGUCCCAACAUCGGUCUCUGUCUGGAUACAUUCCAAACCGCCGGCUCCGAAUACGGCGAUCCCACCACCUCAUCCGGCCACAUCGAGGAAUCUACCGCUCCGACCACCGAACUGCUCACUCAACAAUACAUCGCCAGUCUAGACGAACUAGCUCGCACCGUCCCCGCAGAUAAGAUCUACCUCCUCCAAGUCUCAGACGCAUAUAAACCCCUCUCCCCCUUCGAAAACAUGACCAUCGACGGCGCGAGACCCCGCGCACUAUGGAGCCAUAAUUUCCGACCCAUGCCGUACCGCGGUGGGUAUCUCCCCAUCGAAGAGAUGGGCCGUGCGGUCCUGAAAACGGGGUUCCGGGGCUGGUUCUCGAUGGAGAUUUUCGAUGGAGGGAAGACGGGCAAGGAACAGCCGGCUGAUAUGGGACCAUAUGCGAAGGACGCAAUGGCCAGCGCGAAGAAGUUUUUGGAGAGGUGUGCAGCUGCGUGAGUUGAUUAACUUUGUUGUAUAAUGGCAUUGCGGCUGUUUGGGCAAUCUGGGUAUAUAGAUAAGCUUAUGGUUAAUACCCAUUGAAUCAAUUUGCCCAUUUCUUGGAGCUUUGGCCAUCUUGUUAAGGGGUUAAGCAUGGGGCCUUGAUUCGGGCGUAGCAUUCUUCCCCU
Messenger RNA from Aspergillus ibericus CBS 121593, 1468 nucleotides. Its product is annotated as sugar phosphate isomerase/epimerase family protein. The record is from RefSeq and is a predicted model, not a curated record. NCBI's taxonomy places the organism in Eukaryota, Fungi, Ascomycota, Eurotiomycetes, Eurotiales, Aspergillaceae. The transcript has a single exon. Bases 255 to 1298 code for a protein of 347 amino acids.